AAGAGAGUGUAAAAGUCAAAUCCCUAUCCAUUAAAGCUCACCCAACCAACCAACAAACCCAGCACCACUACACAGACACUGUUGAUGGACCAUUGUCUCGCACGCCACCCCAUCCCAACUCUCCCGUCUCCACGCCUGCCAUCCCUUCAAAAACCCCACAAUUUCUCUUCCAAGACUGCGCUCAAGUUACCCACCAAGCCCAGGGCCUUCGCGGUGAUUGCGAGCGCCGGGGCAAGCCACUGCGAGCCCACACCCAGUAGCAGCCUCAACUCGCCGCUCGAGCCCAGGUCCCUGCCGGGGAGGUUCCUCAGCACCGUCUUGCAGAACCACCGCCAGCUCUUCCACACCGCCGUCGCCGAUGAGCUUAGACUCUUGGCCGACGAUCGCGACGGCGCCCUAUCCCGCAUGCUGCUCAGCGCCGGCUCCGACGAGGCCUGCCUUCACAGGAGGGUUGCACAGCUAAAGGAGCAUGAGUGCCAAAUAGCCAUUGAAGAUGUGAUGUUCAUGUUAAUCUUUUAUAAAUUUUCUGAGAUCAAAGUCACUUUGGUUCCAAGGCUCUCUAGAUGCAUUUAUAACGGCAGACUAGAGAUAUGGCCUUCAAAGGACUGGGAGCUGGAGUCCUAUCACAGCUUGGAGAUUUUGGAGAUGGUCAAGGAACAUGUCACUACUGUCACCGGCUUGAGAGCAGAUUCUAGUGUCACAGACAAUUGGGCAACAACUAAGAUCACACGACUCAUGCUUGGCCGAGUAUAUGUGGCGUCCAUCUUAUAUGGCUACUUUUUAAAGUCUGCCUCCUUGAGGCACCGGUUGGAGCAAAGUCUAGCUUCAGUAAACCAGGACCUUCGUCUCGGGCAUAAGCCUCCCCUUCAGUUUCAGGAGCUGUGCCCUUACGGAUUGACAAGUCUUCUCUUUGGCCGUAUCAGUAGCAUGCAAUGUGUGUCAACUAACCAGGAAGUUAAACAUGGAAGCUUGAAAUGUUAUGUGAUGGGGUUUGAUCCUGAGACAUUACAGAGAUGUGCAAAACUUAGAUCCAAGGAGGCUGUCAGCUUGAUUGAGAAUCAUAGUCAUGCUCUUUUUGGGGAUGAGAAGACUGGUUUAGUUGAGACUGAUGAGGUGAUCCUGACGUCGUUUUCGAGUCUGAAGAGGUUGGUUUUGGAGGCUGUUGCUUUUGGUACAUUCCUCUGGGACACAGAAGAAUACAUUGACACUGUGUAUAAGCUCAAGGAGAAUAAUUAGUUGAAAGGGUAGGUUAUUAAAUAGCAGCCAGAUUUGUUGCUUUUGAGUAAUACUCUUGUAAAUAGAAGUUCUAAUAUAUGCCCUUUCACUCUGGUUUGCAAAUGCUUGACAAUUUUCUGAUGUAUACUGUAAAUUAUUUUUCAUUAUAUAUAAUGCAGAGUCUGUUUAUCUCA
Corylus avellana is the source of this 1409-nucleotide messenger RNA. Its product is annotated as phosphoserine aminotransferase, putative (DUF760). The record is from RefSeq and is a predicted model, not a curated record. NCBI's taxonomy places the organism in Eukaryota, Viridiplantae, Streptophyta, Magnoliopsida, Fagales, Betulaceae.